Molecule: messenger RNA, 1854 nt
Organism: Peniophora sp. CBMAI 1063
Lineage: Eukaryota; Fungi; Basidiomycota; Agaricomycetes; Russulales; Peniophoraceae
Source: the annotation of a GenBank genome assembly
AUGUCAGGCCAUGAAUCCGUUCUCCCUGUUUCCCCUCGCCUAGAUGGUUUGCCUAAUGAACUGGUCUCUGAGAUUGCUGUUUGCGGACAACUACUCUGGCUCGCCGCUGCAUGCGGCCCCCAUGCAGCAGCUACCGACAUAACGCGGUCGCCGCCCGUAAUAUUCGAUCGAGACGAUUGUCGCGGCGUAACCGCCGCCACGGUUCCGGAGUGUCUGUGGGAUGCCCCGCUGCCCCCUCAGCAGCCCGCUCAUGCGCUUAUGCAUACGUGCUCUCGGCUGUAUCGCGCUCUGCGGAAUAACAUCGCAGUCUGGCAACGGACUGCUAACACUCUCUGGCACUCCUUGGGUUGCAUGGCAGGGGAGCGCACGCCGGCUCUGGCUUCGCUCGCCGCCGUCGGCGCCCGCUUCCAUUACAAUAGCGACGUUCUCGUGACUGGACGGGUCUGUUCUUGCAUUAUCUCCGGAAUUCGCCACUUUUACCCCGCCUUGCGGGUCGUCAAGAUUUCCCUGCCAUGGGCAGAUUUCGCUCAGCCGAUAAAGCAGACGAUCGCACCAUUCUUUAUAUUACACCACAGUCAGGCCGCCAGUCCCCUUGAAUACUUUGAACUGGAACUUCACGAGGACCGAUACACCUCCGCAGAGUUCAUUACUGCACGCAGCAGCCCCGCUGUGAAAUACUGUCUGGUGAAGAAUCUCUCCGUCUUCUAUUAUGGAUCGCUACUCCGUAUACUCCGCAUACUUUUUCCUCCUGGAAACUGCCACUACUUCGGCCCGAACCUUCUGAACGCCCUGAACGAAUGUCGCGCUCUGGAGUUUCUUACGAUAGACGCAGGGAGUUGUGAACUCAUCGAGGCCGCUUUAGGCCAGCCCUUCGAAGAUGAACUUCCAGAUGCCGUUUAUCUGCAGUAUCUGCAGUAUCUACGCCUCGCGCUACUCCCCAGUUUCUGUAGCCAGCUUCUGCAGCGCUUUGUCCUUCCACCGACAAUCGAUAUGCACCUUGAGCCUACCGUAAACUGGAGGGCCGGUGUAGAGCACAACGCCCAUGCCACCUCAGCCCCUCUGCCGGCUGGUAUCUCUCUGUGGCAGUAUGCCGCAGCUCUCGCAGCGCCCGCACAAGCUCGAGCAUUGUUCAAUAUGCCAGCGCAAUUCAUCGCUCCAGUCAGCGGGAGAGAGUUCGAUAUUCUCCAAGAUCUCUCGAUAAUUGGUAUGGACAUUCGACCGGAUCCUGCACACCAGCGCAGCUGCGAUGAAUAUAUGCUUCCCGAGUCGAUUGGGUUUUCCCUGGCGUCGAGCGAGCGCGACAUUGCAGACGUUCAAAGGGAUGCGACGCGUGGAUCUCGGUCCACCGCAGAGGCGCAUGAAGGGCUUCGGCCGAGGAGGAGCCUCACAGUGAGAGACGCGGCGAUUGGCGCAGGAGAUUGGGACCUGAUGUUGCGCCAGUGGCCCUCAGGAGUCGGCCUGGCGUUGGUGAAACAUGUCGGUCGAACGCUCACGGCGGGUCAAAUGCAAACGGCAUUUCAAGGUUUUCCGUCUACGCGCCACCUUGUGAUUGCCGGCACAUCGUGGCUUCCACAAACAGCUCGGGGCUGGGAAGCAGCGCUGAGCGCACUCAGCGGCAUCACGCGGCUGACUAUUCGAGGAGGGCAGCUUACGAACGUUCAAGCUCUCGUGGAGCACCUGCAGGCCGUGGACAAAACGACGCCGAUGCCGCAUCUGCAGGGGAUAUGCUUGCCACGUUACUUGUCCGACGAAGGGGUAGCUUCGGCAUCUGUGCUUGCUCUGGCAACCGUAUCGAACGCUCCGCGUCGCCUACAAUCGGGAGCCUCUGUCAUACAGUGGACGUUUGGUACCUGA